AUGUUUGAUGUGUUUAAUAAUGAAGGAUUACUGGAUGUAGCUGUUGCAAUUUUAAAAAUUCUUAGUCGCGAAACAUAUAUAUUAUUGUGGACAAGUGAAUGUAAACUGUUAUUUUCUGUGUUUGUUGAUAGUCUCAUGUCGAGACUUGGUGUCGGUAAUUUUAUAAACGAUGCUUCCUUUCGUGGGCUUUCCCUUUCAACCUUCAUUAUCUUCAUCGUCUGUGAGUAUCAUAAUAAUCACACAAGUCCCCAUUCAAAGGAUCACAAUCGUUCACUUGAAUGGGCUUAUAGAUCAUAUGAUUAUCUUGUAAAUUUUGACCUAAUGGAAUUGACAGAAUCAAAGUGUGUUUCCAAAACACUGUGGAAUACCGUCAAAUAUCUUGAGAAAGAAUCUGAAGAAUAUCCGAUUGAUCUAUGGAAAAAUAUUCUUUCAUCAAUUACAAUGAAAUGGAAGACAGAUCUUGGUGAAGAGUACUUUUUAUCUAUACAAGAGUUACCUCUGCUAAAUUAUUGUCCUAAUUGUAAAGAGAAUAUUGAAGAAUUAUUAGAUGAUAUAAUUAUUUCAAGUACCAGUAAUGUGACCGCUGAUUGUACAGAAGGUUAA
This is a messenger RNA of Schistosoma curassoni, 603 nucleotides long. Lineage: Eukaryota; Metazoa; Platyhelminthes; Trematoda; Strigeidida; Schistosomatidae. The record is from the annotation of a GenBank genome assembly.